GAAACUAAACUAGACUAGAUCAAGGCAUGUCUUCACAAACGAACGAUCCACGUCAACCGUCAACGGCGAAGCCGUAUAAGCAACCGCCGGUAGCUCCACAAGAUCUUCCUAUUGAUUAUUCCGGUUUCAUCGCCGUCAUUUUCGGUGUCUUUGGUGCCAUGUUUAGGUACAAGGUUUGCUCGUGGCUUGCUAUAAUAUUCAGUGCUCAAUCCCUUGCUAACAUGAGGAAUAUGGAAAAUGAUCUUAAGCAGAUCUCAAUGGCCAUGAUGUUUGGUAUUAUGGGUCUAAUGACAAACUACUUGGGUGUUGGUCCCCGGGGAAGCAAGAAAACUUGAUGGAAUUGUUUAAGGCACAAGCUCAUUUAUAAGGACAUUGAUGUCGAACGUGCGCAUGUCUUCCGGAAACUUUUGGAUUGUUUUGAUGAUUUUGUAAUUUUGAGCUCUUUUUAUAGGGCUAUUCUGUUCUAACUUCUAAUUGCUCUUGGCAAAAACUAAACAAAAUUAUUACUUUCGUGAUAUAACAUUAUGUUAGCAUAUGCCAAGGGUAAAAAAGUUCCGUUAGGCAAGACCAA
Lycium ferocissimum is the source of this 571-nucleotide messenger RNA. RefSeq names its product protein Asterix. NCBI's taxonomy places the organism in Eukaryota, Viridiplantae, Streptophyta, Magnoliopsida, Solanales, Solanaceae. The coding region runs from base 27 to 335 and encodes 102 amino acids. The record is from RefSeq and is a predicted model, not a curated record. Gene Ontology annotation, cellular component: endoplasmic reticulum membrane. The transcript has 3 exons. Gene Ontology annotation, molecular function: protein folding chaperone. Gene Ontology annotation, biological process: protein insertion into ER membrane.